GCCAAACUGCAUCAAAGUGGACAUUAAUGGUUGUAAAGAUGCGUGGGAUCUUUGCUAGUUGUGUCCUGGCAGCGCUGUUGCUGGCUGAAGUCUGGGCCGACCACCACGGGCACCACGACCACGGCUCUAAUCACAGCGAUGAAGGCCAGCCGAGCUACUUCAAGCUGUCCCGUCCCAAUGCUGACUUUGCCUUUGCCCUCUACAAAAACCUGAAUGCCAAAACUGAUGCUGGAAAGAACAUCUUCUACUCACCGCUGGGCAUCUCCACCAACCAGAGUCAGGUCGAUGUAGCCUAUGAGCGUCUUUUCCACGAGGUUGGCCGCAGCCAGGACAACCAGACGCUGGAUGUCGGUAAUGCUGUUGUAGUGCGCACUGGUUUCAAUCCUUUGGAGAAUUUCUUGACAGAAAUCAAAAACCACUACUCCGGUGACCUUUUCAACGUCGACUUAGACAACGCUGCUGAGGCUGUAGCCAAGCUCAACACAUACAUUGCUAAUAAGACCCAUGACAGAAUCAAAGACAUGGUGAAGGAAUUCGACCAGGACAUGGACAUGAUGCUCAUUAACUAUGUCUACUUUAAAGGAAAAUGGGAGAACCCCUUCAGAAACGUAGUGACACACAAGGCAGACUUCCAUGUGGAUGAGAACACCAAAGUUCAGGUGGACAUGAUGACAAAAACAGGAUCCUUCAACACCUACUUCGAUGCUGACAACAACGCCACCGUCAUCAUGCUGCCAUACAAAGGAACCACCUCCAUGAUGAUCGUUCUGCCUGAUGAAGGCAAGAUGAAGGAGGUGGAAGGACGCAUCAGCAAGGAACACCUCAUGCACUGGAGACGCUCAGGCUCCAUGAAGCAUAUUGCCUUUGAUUUGCCAACAUUUUCCAUCUCUGCUGACACCUGCCUGAAAGACACGUUGAAAGAAAUGGGCAUAACCAAAGCUUUUGAGGAUGACGCUGAUUUCUCCGGGAUAUCGGGUGACACAAAGCUCAAACUCUCAAGGGUGUCCCACAGGGCUUCGCUGAGUGUCACCGAGGAGGGGACAGAGGAAGUGGACACCACCACCUUGGCGCCAGUGUCGCUUAAUGUGCCACUGAAAGUCGCAGUUGACAGACCCUUCUUGGUUUUUGUCCUGGACAGCUCUGUGAAGAGCAUCCUCUUCAUGGGCAAGAUCAACAACCCCACACUCAUAUAAACCUGUGAAAUGACAAUUGCAAUCAACAGUGUUGCCAUGAGAAUUCUAUCAUGAUCAAAUUCAUUUACUAUUUCCCCACUACAAUAAAACUGUAGUACUUGUACAUUUACUUGGAUUUUUGGAUUUUUGGACGACAGUCUACAAAAAUCUUAUUAAAGAACAGCUUCUGAGAA
Molecule: messenger RNA, 1366 nt
Organism: Stegastes partitus (bicolor damselfish)
Lineage: Eukaryota; Metazoa; Chordata; Actinopteri; Pomacentridae
Product: alpha-1-antitrypsin homolog
Exons: 6
Coding region: 27-1193 (388 amino acids)
Molecular function (GO): serine-type endopeptidase inhibitor activity
Source: RefSeq, a predicted model, not a curated record